CUCGCAGAUACACGCAACGUGUUACACACGCAACUUGCUUGUCCUCGUGCAUUGAUCAAUCAGGCUAGUGACGCGUAUAGAUAGAACGCUUGAAUUCUCGGGUAUAUAAGCAAUCCGCCAAAAAGCAGGAGCAUCAUUCAGUAACUGUUCAUCAGCAGCUGAUCUCUCCCCAAAGCAAUCCAAUCAACCAUGAAGUGGUUUGUUGCUGUUCUCCUUGUGGCUCUGUUCGCCAUUGUCAUGGCGGUGGAGCAGGCACCUGAGGUCAAGAAGGUUGCCACAGAGAAAGAGACCACCGAUGCAGCCAGAGAUAAAAGAGGCCUCGUGUACGGCUCAGCAUACGCACCACUUUCAUAUGCAUCACCAUAUGCAUACAGCUACCCGUACAGCUUGCCGUACGCUUACUCUUCGUACGCCUAUCCUUCCUAUUAUCGCUACCCUUACUACAGUUCUCCCUACAUAGUAGUCUAGGACGGUGGCUGGAAUCUACGGUGAGGCCAAGAUGCAGGACAAAUCAUGGAAAUCACGGAAAAUUUUGCUCAAAUUGUAUGCAUUCAUUCAAUUUCUAAUCGUCCCUCAAAUUUUUGGUAACCAGAAACGUGAGGUUGAGUUCUUUGGCUACCGAUAAUUUUCAUCAUUAUAUUCAUUGUAAUAAUAAAAUAACGCUUAGUAUAUAAAAAAA
Messenger RNA from Nylanderia fulva, 679 nucleotides. RefSeq lists its product as uncharacterized. The record is from RefSeq and is a predicted model, not a curated record. NCBI's taxonomy places the organism in Eukaryota, Metazoa, Arthropoda, Insecta, Hymenoptera, Formicidae.